Rhinocladiella mackenziei CBS 650.93 is the source of this 1902-nucleotide messenger RNA. RefSeq lists its product as uncharacterized. Bases 1 to 1902 code for a protein of 633 amino acids. Gene Ontology annotation, molecular function: protein serine/threonine kinase activator activity; nucleic acid binding; zinc ion binding. Gene Ontology annotation, biological process: positive regulation of nuclear cell cycle DNA replication; regulation of cell cycle phase transition. Gene Ontology annotation, cellular component: nucleus; Dbf4-dependent protein kinase complex. The record is from RefSeq and is a predicted model, not a curated record. The transcript has 3 exons. NCBI's taxonomy places the organism in Eukaryota, Fungi, Ascomycota, Eurotiomycetes, Chaetothyriales, Herpotrichiellaceae.
AUGGCCACUUCCUCUCGUCGAGUACCUCUGGCGAGCCUCGCAAACGCCACCAACUCCCCCCACCGUCCUCUCAGCAACAGUGGUUCCAAACGGCCGAGGAGUCUAGCCAAUGUCUCCCAACAGGAAAACGAACCUCCUCAGAAACGUCUGGCUGUGGAGAAAAAUGCUAAAGAGCUCAACAACCCCUCAACGCCUCACAGGCAGUCACAGUCGUCCAUGCCAGAAGGCCGCGUCUUUGAACGAGGCCAUGGAGAGUCCGGGUCUACUGCUUUUCAAAGGAAACUGGUUGCUGUUCGAGACAAGAGUGCGGGCCUUCGGGUGACCAAGAAUGUCGACCAUCCUCCCAAGGAAGAAACCAUUCGCACCUGGCAAAGACAUUAUCGAAAAGUGUUUCCCUCAUUUUCCUUCUACUUUGAUGGUGUCUCGGAGAAUGAUCGGGCUCGUUUCCUCAGGCAAAUCACUUUACUCGGAGCGAAAGAAGAAAAAUUCUUCUCAAAAGCCGUCACACACAUCGUCACGAUGCGCCAUAUUCCAGCCGAACUUGGGAGAAAUACCUCAACCGAAAAUGAUUCUGUACAGUCUCCCGUGGAAGACCAGCCCCAGACAAUAAACCCUUCACUGCUGGAAAAAAAUCCCCGCGGGCACUUAGCCGCCAAUAUUCGACGCGAUGGGAUGAAUCAGAUGGAUAUCCUGGUCCGAGGAAGAGAAAUGGGAAUGAAGAUAUGGGCAACUGAAAAGCUCCAAAGAGUUCUCUCGUCCAUACUCGAAGAUGCCGCGAAUCAUGGUCACCAUCCUCGUGGAUCGACACAUACAAUUCGGCCUCAGCAUGAAGAUCUGGGACAAGUGUUGAAGAAUGAAAAGCUGGGAGCCACGUCUGAACGUGAGCAACCUUUUCUGUCUCUAGUGACUUUCAAAGGUCCUUUUAUUUAUGUCCAUGACAUGGAUGAGAAAUAUCGUCCGACCAUGGUCAGAGAUUAUCCAAAAGUGGCAAGACGAUCAGAUGGAGAAUGGCCACAAUUCCGUUCUGCCAGUAUUGGAAAAUGUCCUUUCGUGGAAGAUCCAGCUAUGAAGAAGGAGAUCGAGCAGGAAAUGAAUAGGGCUAGAAUGUUGGCCAUGCAGCAGCAGCAGCAACAACAACAACAACAACAACAGCAAAUACCUCGAACAAGAGUCCAUGUCGCUGUCGAGACGGCCAAGCUUGAGCCUCCGCGUCGCGUCAGUCCACGCAAAGCUCUUCAAGGAGUUCAUAAUGUACACACACACAUGGACCUUGAUGUGGACAAGAGGGAUAAGAAACCACAUCCAUCUGCUCCGGAACGACAAUCUUCAUUCCCCCCUAUGCCGGAACGACCAGCAUUUGAAUUUGUUCGACCACCUCAACUACACAUGGCAAGAGAACCGACAGCUUCUGGAAUACAGAGAUCAAACUUGACGUCGGCUAUCCAGUCCCAGAUGAUCUCUUCCACAGCAGCCACCGGAGUCAAAGCCGGGACAAGUAAAGAGGUGCAUCACCAACUGAAACGCCAAGUUCUGGAACGUACUCAUACGGGAAGUCUCUCUGUUGGAUCCAUACCUUCUUCUCAUCGGAUGAAUGACCUUGCAGGAGUAUUGCAAACUGUUCGCGCACAGCGAGCGGCCAAGAGCAAGGCACAGGAAAAAUUAGGUGGAAUUCAAGAAGGAGAUUCUCAUGUAGAUGACAUUGCAGCAGAACGAGCCGUACCAACCACAAAGAGAAAGAAGUCGGCGAAGAGAGAUCCUAAGCCAGGAUAUUGCGAGAAUUGUCGGGAUAAAUAUGAAGAUUUUGAAGAGCAUAUUCUUUCACGCAAGCAUCGAAAGUUUGCUAUGACUCGAUCGAAUUGGGCUGAACUGGACGCGCUUCUUGCCAAGCUGCAAACUUCAUGA